CCUAUGGUACCUAUUAAAAUUAAAGGAUAAUCAGGCCAUUUAUUUUAGAUUCGUGGAGAGUUUCCAAAAGAAAGGUCUUGUAUUGUGAUUUACAGCUAAAAUAACCAUUUGUGAAAACAACCAUGGUAAACUGUCAUUCCUUGAAAAUAUCCAUAAAAUAAUCAGAUUUUAUGUCAAUCUAGCUUCGGCCCUCCAGACUUCUGCUGGUCCAGGAAAAAACAUCAAAUCUGCUCCACUCUUUCUAGCCAUGCAUUUCACGUUGUUUAAUAAAUAUGAGCCCUCGCUUCACUUCCACGUCUUCCACGUCUUCCACGUCUUCCACGUCACGUACUCGCCUCUCCAUCUGCGAGUAUCAUUACUUACGCCUUUUCAAGAUUGAAUUUCGAAACCGGAAAGCGCUAAAUUACUGAGCGUCCCACUAUAAAAUCUAUCUCUGUCUCUCCGUGUCCUUCAUUUUUAAAAGAGAAGCGUGCAGCGAGUUUUUCCGUUUCUAGCUUGUAUCUCGAAAGAACUCGCUCGAACGUGACCCUCCAUACGAAAUCGCGCGCGUAAUCUUUAUUUUGCCGAAAUGCGCUCACAUCGGGCUGUCCAGCUCUCCCAGUAUUUUUUGCAAAAUUUAGACGAGACUUUGCUUUUAUUACUAUCACUUAAAGCAGUUCUCUGUGUAUUCUUCUGAGAAAAUUGCACGUGUUUUUCUCUUUUCCUUUGUUUGUUGCACAUGAUGAAUUCACUGGAAGGCGGUCAUGUCCAUAUUUGCAGUUCCGUACUUUCCUUAUUUGUCGAAUGGCACCCAUAAGGACAAACGCGUGGCGCAGUUCAUUCAUUUCGUAUGAGUGCCGCCACGAUAAGGUUGUGAGAUACUUGCAAAAGUCCAUUUAAUUUGAACCGUUCUCUUUAGUUGGAUAUUUCCAAGAUCACAGCCUAACAAUGUAUCGAACAGCCUUUCGCGCGGGCCGCCGAUUGUAUGCCAGCAAACUAUGGAAGACAGUGCAAAGUGAUUUUCCGUCGCGUUCUAGAACGAUCGGCGCUUCGGUUCUGCUAGCGCGUUCCUCUUCCAGCGCCAGCCAGAAGUUUAGUAUGAGCCAGAUAGCUCCUCCAACAGAUGCGUUUUCUCUUCGACAUAUUGGUCCUGAUGCGGCCGAGGAGAAAGAGAUGCUACGAACACUGAAUUUGCAGCAUAUAGAUGAACUGAUCGAGAGGACUUUACCAUCUACCAUCAAGUUUACAGGGCCUCUUGAGAUUGAUGAAGCAUUGAGUGAACCUGAUCUUUUGGAAAAGUUGCGACAAGUGGCAAAACAUAAUCAAGUUUGGAGAUCAUACAUCGGCAUGGGAUACUACAAUUGCCAUGUGCCGACAACAAUCUUGAGAAAUAUUUUAGAAAACCCUGGCUGGACCACGCCCUACACUCCAUACCAACCUGAACUGGCACAGGGGCGAUUGGAGUCCUUGCUGAAUUUCCAGACAAUGGUCAGCGACCUGACGGGGCUUGACAUUGCUAACUCAUCUCUUUUAGAUGAAGCAACAUCAGCCGCUGAGGCCAUGGCACUGUGCUAUAGGUACAACAAGAAACCAAAGUUCUUCGUAGAUCGGAAUUGCCACCCUCAGAUUAUUUCCGUUGUGGAGACCAGAGCUAGUACUCUAGGCCCUGAUGGUGAGGGUUUACAGGUGGUUAUCGGUGACAAAGAAUCUUUCGACUUUUCCAACCAAGAUGUCAGUGGUGUGUUGUUCCAGUACCCAGACACCAAUGGCAAAAUUGAUGACUUUUCUGAUCUGGUGGAAAGAGCUCAUGAUGCCAAGGCUUUAGCUGUAUGUGCCACAGAUCUUCUUGCUCUGACUAUACUGAGGCCUCCUGGUGAAUUUGGUUGUGAUGUUGCCAUAGGAUGCACACAAAGAUUUGGAGUUCCUCUCGGCUAUGGAGGGCCCCAUGCUGGUUUCUUUGCUGUGCGUGACAUGGGAAACUUGAAGAGGAUGCUUCCAGGGAGAAUGGUUGGUGUGACAAGGGAUGCUCAAGGCAAAUCAUGCUAUCGUUUAGCACUUCAGACACGCGAACAACAUAUCAGAAGAGACAAGGCUACAAGCAACAUCUGCACAGCCCAGGCCCUUCUUGCCAACAUGUCGGCAAUGUACACGAUCUAUCAUGGACCAAAGGGAAUCAAGAACAUUGCAAAACGUGUUCAUAAUGCAACUCUUCUGUUAGCUGAAGGAUUGAAACGUGCUGGACAUCUUCUGGAAAAUGAUUUAUUCUUUGACACUUUAAAGGUUACAUCAGGCAUUGGAGAUGCUUCAGACAUUCUUGAAAGAGCUAAACAGAGACAGAUCAAUCUGAGAAAGUUUGAUGAAAAAACUGUUGGUGUAUCACUGGAUGAGACAGUCAAAGAGAAAGACUUGGCAGAUCUUUUGUGGGUGUUUGGUUGCGACAGUUCAACUGAUUCCUUGGCUGCGAACAUGGAGGAAGUGCCUGUACACAGUAUUCUACAAAGUUCAUUCAAGAGACUUAGUGACUACAUGACCCAUCCUGUAUUCAACACUUACCACUCAGAGACAAACAUUGUUCGUUACAUGAAGUUGUUGGAAAACAAAGACAUCUCUUUGUGCCAUUCUAUGAUUCCUUUGGGCUCUUGUACAAUGAAACUGAAUGCCACUACUGAAAUGAUGCCAAUCACCUGGCCGAAGUUUGCCGAUAUCCAUCCUUAUGCUCCAGUAGAGCAAGCACAGGGAUAUCGCCAUCUCUACCAGGAACUGGAGAAAGAUUUAUGUGAGAUCACUGGCUUUGAUGCAGUGUGUUUCCAGCCUAACAGUGGAGCACAAGGUGAAUAUGCUGGGCUCAGAGCAAUCCGUGCCUACCAUGAACACAAUGGAGCUGAAAAUAGAAAGGUGGUGGGACUAUGCCGACCAGCUGACUAUGGCGCGGAUGUGAUGCACACUAACCUGCACAAAACCUUCUGUAUUCCUCAUGGGGGUGGAGGCCCCGGAAUGGGACCUAUUGGAGUGAAAAAGCACCUCAUUCCAUUCUUGCCAUCCCACCCUGUGAUCCCACCAGAGAGUACCGUUGGUGAAGGGGCCCAUCCAUUUGGGGUCAUCUCAGGAGCUCCAUAUGGUUCCAGUGCAAUUCUACCCAUUUCUUGGGCCUAUAUCAAACUGAUGGGCCCUAAGGGUCUUGCACAUGCGACCAAGGUUGCCGUUUUGAAUGCUAACUACAUGGCUGCCAGACUCCAGGAGCACUACGACGUUUUGUUCAUUGGAAAGGAUGGUUAUUGUGCCCACGAAUUUAUUGUUGACGCUAAAGAUUUCAAGAAGUAUGGUAUUGAAGCGAUUGACAUUGCCAAGAGACUUCAGGAUUAUGGUUUCCAUGCGCCCACGGUAUCUUGGCCAGUGUCCACUGCCCUAAUGAUCGAACCAACAGAGAGCGAGAGCAAAGCUGAACUAGACAGACUCUGUGACUCACUUAUAUCUAUCCGCCAAGAAAUCCGUGACAUCGAACAAGGCAUAAUGGACAAGACAAACAACCCAUUAAAGAAUGCGCCACACACUCAGGAUGUAGUGACGUCAGAUACGUGGGACAGACCGUACAGUCGAGAAGUUGCAGCCUUCCCUGCUCCGUGGUUGAAGGGUACUGCAAAAUUCUGGCCGACAUGUUCGCGAGUGGACGACAAAUACGGCGAUCAACAGCUGGUCUGCACAUGUCCGCCACUUGAGAGCUAUGAUUACGAGAAAACCAAGUCUUUUGCUUAAAAGAAAAUUUGACAACAACAUGAAAGAGAUGCUAGUUUACUUCAAUGUGUGUAGACCUAUUUGGGUAGAGAAGUUUACUUGACGAAUAGCAUCUUUCCACAAAUGAAAGCUGCUUGAAUUUUGUGGGAACCAAGCAAUGACCUGAAGCGGUCAAGUAGAACAAGAUUCUUCAACAUCGAGAUAAAGAAUCGAAAGAGCAUUUUUCUUCAAACGGGACGUUUUAGGAGGCAACAAUUUAUCACACUAGGAAAUGCAAAUAGAAUUAUUUAAAUAUUUUAUUGAACACCAUGUACGGAAUCAAUUUUCGGUUUGCCUUCUCUUCGUCACAUUCACCGCAAUGAUACGCUGAACGUAGUGUAAAAUAUUUCGAAGGCAUGUUCGUCUUGCAUACAUAGAAAUGGUAGAAAAAGAAGAAUCGCUACACACACUGGAAAACUUAGGAGGUAUAACGAUGCAGAAAUUAUGAUUUCCAACGUUUUGAUUAUACUUAAACAUGUCUAAACGAGUUUCUUUUAUCCACAAUGAAACUUGGCAGCAUUCCCCAAAUCUCCAAGGCCAUGUAAACUUGUAUGAAUGAUAAAACAAUGAAAGAUUUCUUGGGUGAAACAAAUUACUCACGCGCAAAAGCAAUAAUAUGAUUUUCAUUUGCUUAUAAUAAUAUAACUUUAAUUUGCUUGUAAUUGUGUAUUCUAAGUGGACGCUAAUACUGUCGAAUGUAAUAAGACAAUGAAAUGAAAAUAAAAUACCAUUCGUGCAUUGUA
Messenger RNA from Orbicella faveolata, 4493 nucleotides. RefSeq names its product glycine dehydrogenase (decarboxylating), mitochondrial-like. The record is from RefSeq and is a predicted model, not a curated record. Gene Ontology annotation, cellular component: mitochondrion; glycine cleavage complex. Gene Ontology annotation, molecular function: pyridoxal phosphate binding; glycine binding; glycine dehydrogenase (decarboxylating) activity. Gene Ontology annotation, biological process: glycine decarboxylation via glycine cleavage system. Lineage: Eukaryota; Metazoa; Cnidaria; Anthozoa; Scleractinia; Merulinidae.